GUAUGCACCCAGCAGUCUCCCCCCUUCCCUCUGCAGCCCCUCUCGAUUGCUCACUCUAAAUCCCUUUGAGAAUUAGAGGUUGCACGCACUCACGCAUACACUAGAUAGACAGAUAGAUAUAGACAUGGCCGGAAGCGGGAGUGGAGGGAGCUCGCCGUGCGCGUCGUGCAAGCUGCUGCGGCGGCGGUGCACGCAGGAGUGCGUCUUCGCGCCCUACUUCCCGCCCGAGGACCCCCACAAGUUCGCCAUCGUCCACAAGGUCUUUGGUGCAAGCAAUGUCAGCAAGAUGCUGCAGCUGCCCGCUCCGCAGAGAGCGGACGCGGUGAGCAGCCUGGUGUACGAGGCCAACGCGCGCGUGAGGGACCCCGUCUACGGCUGCGUCGGCGCCAUCUCCUACCUCCAGCAGCAGGUCUCCCAGCUCCAGAUGCAGCUCGCCCUCGCGCAGACCGAGAUCCUCUGCAUCCAGAUGCAAAGCGACGGCCAUCCAACUGCUUCACCAGCGCCGGCAUCGCUUCAGCGGCAACAGCAGAUGGACGGCGAGGCUUACCGUAGCCUAAUCACGCAGAAUGGCCUGAUCAACACAUUGAACAGCACUGCCGCUCAUCAGCAGCCGUCGUUGGGCAGCUUAGGCUCCGCGGGGAGCACCGCAAUGAUGCUGCAGGAGGCAUGCCUCAAGAAAGAGUCCCUAUGGGCAUGAAUUAUGUAUGAUCGAUAAGAAUUGUCUCUAUAAUAUCUCUGUCCGAUUCUCUUCUGCAAUUUUCCGAAAAGAUGGGAAAUUCGUAGAAGAGUUGAUUGAACCACAUGAGCAUCUCCAUUUCUACUCAAAGAUUAAGAGUUAAGACAAAACUGAUGGAUGGAUAUAUGUUCUGGCGUAGAAAGUUUUGUUCAAGGUUGCAUGACAAGUUCAUUCCAGAUGUGCCUUUUGAAGGAGCUAUUAUAUAUAUUGCUGGGUCCGCGAUGUGAACGCAUGCAUUUGGAUUCACAUGGUAUGCACGGUAGGAUUCCUGAGCUUGUUCGUGGACAACUGGACACGAAGCAUCACAAAGC
This is a messenger RNA of Phragmites australis (common reed), 1047 nucleotides long. RefSeq names its product LOB domain-containing protein 12-like. The record is from RefSeq and is a predicted model, not a curated record. Lineage: Eukaryota; Viridiplantae; Streptophyta; Magnoliopsida; Poales; Poaceae. The coding region runs from base 125 to 697 and encodes 190 amino acids. The transcript has 2 exons.